This is a messenger RNA of Patiria miniata (bat star), 4517 nucleotides long. RefSeq lists its product as uncharacterized. The transcript has 3 exons. The record is from RefSeq and is a predicted model, not a curated record. Gene Ontology annotation, molecular function: G protein-coupled receptor activity. Gene Ontology annotation, biological process: G protein-coupled receptor signaling pathway; cell surface receptor signaling pathway. Gene Ontology annotation, cellular component: membrane. Bases 130 to 2736 code for a protein of 868 amino acids. Lineage: Eukaryota; Metazoa; Echinodermata; Asteroidea; Valvatida; Asterinidae.
UUCAUAGUUUGGAGACCAUUGGAGCUUGGUGGGGUAAGAGUCUACAUCUGUACCCAGCGCCAUCUGUGCAGCAGCCUUGGUUGUCAUUUCCAGCCGUUCAGUACCUCCAACACCACUCUGGCUAGUUCAAUGUGCCAGUGCGAUCCGGCAUGCACCUUCUUCGGCGACUGCUGCGUAGACUACAUUGAAUACUGUCAACCAACAUCGGCCAACUACACUCCCAGUACAGGACUUAGGCUUGAAAACUUGAUCUGCUAUGUUGAAGUUCCAAGAGCUGACAUCAAUCAAGGAUACUAUGUCAUCAGUUCUUGUCCCCUGGACAGUCCAACACGGCAGGAUGACCUGAUCCGACAUCAUUGCGAGCAUGUGGAUGAUACUGACUUCCUCUCGCGCAUCAUGGUUUCAGGCCUGAAGAAUGACAUUCCGUACUUCAACGUAUACUGUGCCCUGUGUUGGGGAGAAACAAUACCCAACUUGGUGUCGUGGACUGUAGGCAUCAUCUGUGGAUCAGAUUCCAAGGAUGCAGAGGCUGCCGCAUUACUGUCCAACUCCACGUCCAAAGAAACACUGCAUCUGAUUGAGCAUGUUCUGGAAUGCUUGAUUGUGUUUAAACAUCCAGCGAUGGCAGCUGCAGACCUGCGUACAUGCUUCCACGGGAAUGAAUACAUAGAUCACUGCCUCCCUGGAAACUCGCUUCACGCAGCCUGUGAGUUCUACACAGCCGUCAGUAUAUUCUCUGACUUCCCCUUCUACAUACCGGCCAAAAAUCCCCACUGUGUUGAAUGCAAUGAACGUUCCUUCGCAGCAAUUAAUUGCAGCACGUACUACCCCUUCAUUAUCUACAUGGGAUUUUUGUUGCAAGAUCCUCCGUCUGUCCCGACUACAAUUCCACCACCUCUUUCAAUCAUCUUUGAUUUCCGCUCUGGGGGCAACGUCAAGGUGGUGACCGGAAAGGAGGUUGUCAUCACCGAGGAGCAUGUAACAUGUCCAGCAAAUCAUGUCUACGACCCGUUUCAAUCUGAGUGUCGCAGGCUGUCUUGUGGCAAAGGUUAUGUCUUUGAUGGCUACCAAUGCGUGCGGAAUGUGACCCCCUUCGUACCGAUGCCACAUGAUACGGUCAUCUAUGUGCACAUCACCGCCUGCGAGUUGACGAUUCCAGAGCCUGGUCCCAGUAAUUUGGUCAGCGUCAAGAUGUGCCUUGGUGAGCUCAUUGGGGUCAAUCAAAGUGACUUUCAACCAUCGCAGAUGACCCCUACGUUGACUGACAUCAACUGCCUUUCUCCGACACAACCGGUGGUCUAUCCAUUCAUGGUCUGGACUGACUGGGAGACAUUCUUGGCCUUCAAUCUGAAACUGCAGAUAAUUGACAGUUGGACACUCUGCCCAGAUGUCAUCAUCCUUUCAGUGGAGGUGAUUUAUCACAGUGUGAACUUAUCUCUGCAUAGAUGUAAUGGACACUGGAUUGACAAAUCUCAUCUCUACCAGAAUCAAUCGAGUUGGAUAUCCAGCACAUACAUCAUCAGUCAGAGUCUCCAUCGGGAGACGUUCAAUUCACAAUCAGCGUCCCACAAAUUUGAGUGGUCUUACAGCAUUCAAAUUUGCGAAAACCCUGAUCUUUCCUGCGUUCUCGAGACUUUCAACCGUUCUCUUUUUCAUACCAGUGCAAACAAUGAUAGCUCCUUGACAUACAUUCCAACUGGGGAAGCAUUCCUUCGGGAACAGUACAUAGAAACCUCCAGUGGAGAAAUCCAGGUUUGCUCCUUCAAUGAACAAAACGGGACACGCAAUCGCACCCAAAUCUUUACUUUCUUUGAAUAUUCACCGCCGCAGCAGAUUCUCAGCAUAAUUGGGAACAGUGUGUCCAUGUUGGCUUCUGUCAUCACAUUCCUAUCCUUCUGCUUCUUCAAAGAGCUCCGUCAUCGCACCACCUGUCCCAUCAUGAAUCUCGUGGGCGCCUUGUUCCUGGCACAACUUUUCUUUCAACUGAUUGGAGUAGGGGCUCAACAUCCAGCUGCCUGUACCGCCGUCGCUGUCUUAACGCACUACCUUUUCCUCGUCUCCGUCAUGUGGACAGGGGUCCUGGCUUUUAACCUCAACAGAACCUUUGCAGUGCAGUCUAGAAUCCAGCACAGCAAACAUUAUGCAUUACUGGUGCCAGUUUUAUUUGCUUGGGGUGUUCCGUUACUCAUCAUCCUCCCUUGUUUGAUUCUACACCUCUGUGACUGCACUGCCAUUCCUCUCUGGUACGGUGACAGCGUUUGCUGGAUCGGCAACGGAUACGUCGCAAUAGCCGUGUUUGGAGUUCCCAUUGGAAUCGUCAUCUUCACUAACACAAUACUAUUUGCUUUCACCGUCCGUGGAAUUUGGCGGACAAAGCGUGCUACUGAAGCUGUUCGGGGAGACAAAUCUAAAGCACAGCAAGCCAAGGAGGAACUUGCUAUUUACAUAAAAAUCUCCAGCUUGAUGGGAUUCACUUGGAUCUCAGGCUUCGCUGCUGCCAUCAGUGACGUCGUGGCUCUGUGGUACGUCUUCAUCGUUCUCAACUCCUGUCAAGGUCUUCUGAUCUUCCUGUCUUUUGUCUGCAACCGGAAGGUCUGGCAGCUGUGGUGCGACGGUUUCAGGAAGAUGUGUCCGCAUUCAUGGAGGCCGCUCCCUGGAGAGGGCGACACCGGUACAGUCGAUACGGGGCACAACCCCAAGACUGUGCAGUUGAGAACAUUCAAGAGCACAGACUAAAUGCAACACAUUUGAGUUGGCACGGAAUGGGAGACUCUUGAGACAUUGGUGGCAGCAAACAUACCACUCUUUUCAAUUGUUCACGUCAUGUUUAAGCCAAAGUGCGCAUGCUCAAUAUGACGCAAACAAUGAAAAAAAGGACCGGUGUGUUUGCUGCCACCAACAGCUCAAAAGUUUCCCAUUAAUGAUAUCCUUUUGAAGGCUGUAUGGGCAAUUCAAACAUUAUUAAUUUGUAAUGUCGCCACUGAGCAAAUCAACCUUAUCUAAAUGAAUGAAUUAGAAAACUGAUCCUGCACCCCUUGACCAUUACUAAUUGGAUGUACACAGUGGUGCACCCAGGAUUUGGCUUGGGGGGGGGGGGGGCUCAACAAACUUUGUUUUUCAAAUUUGUUUAAAAAAAAAUUGGGUUUUUUUUGGCGUUUGACGUUGGUGGUGCCACUUACACCCCUAUUAUACUACUUGAAAAUAGGCCACGUUCAUAUCACCCAGGUCAAAUUGUGGGACUAAAAAACACAAAAUUACCAAUUUUUUUUUUUAAUUCCUCGCAAAUAAACAAUCCAAAACAAGAAAUUUUCGAGGAUUUCAGCCCAUAGAUGAAAGGUAAGCAACACAUGGAACAAAAACAAUCUGAAAAGGACUUUAUUACUGCACGUAGAAUGGGAUAUGCCAUGUUUAAUGCGUUGAUUCAUAUGACAGCUAAAAAAAGACAUUACAAAUGUAUGUUUCCUAAUUACCUAGUAUUAAAAAUGUAUAAAAAUAGAUGUUAAUGUAUAUAAAAUAUUGUACACGUUUGUUCCUUUACAUCUACGCAGUUUUAUUAAAUUAAAAUGUUCAAGAUGUUUUUAAAAAGUCAGAUUUAAAUUUUAAAACUUUUGAUCCUUCAACCUUAACUUUACAACAAAACUGAAGUACAUGUAAAAUCAAAACUUCAUUCAAAUCAAUGCUGGCAUGUUCGUCAAAAGAGACGAUUAUGAGACACAAAAAAUGUGUCUAAUACUGUAACGGCUAGCUGAUAUAAUUGGAGAUAAAAUUUGGCUUAUUGACAUGAACACACUGCAGGUUGAUAUGUAUUAAAAGUUGUAAGACCUCAUCCGGAAAUUAUCCAUCAGUCAGUUAAUAACCAAAUUUGAAUUUGAAAGGGAAGUUGAUUUUUAGUUUUCACUUAUUUUCUCCCAGUUAUGUUGUUAAGUCCCUCACUGCAAUUUUAAUAUGUCCAAUAAUUUCCUAUCUCUUGCGAAAACAUGCGCUGCACAAAUGCAUCACACUGUGAGAUGGAAAACGCAUUUCUUUCUUUUUUAAAUACGUUUUUUUGUUCAACUCGGAUGAUUUUGGGUUUUGAAUUUAAAAAUUGACAGUGGGUAAGCCCUGUUAUUUAUACUAAAAUUACAUGUAUAUUAUUUUUUUUAAAUAUUCAAGGAACUGGUUGCAUGCUCUCAAUGGGUUAGUUCUGAAAACUGUCACAAAAGCGACAGAGAAAAGUUAAAACUUAACACAAACAUGUACUUCAUUAUAAAGAAUAAUCAAUAAUUAUGAAUACAAAAUGAAUAAAUUCAAUGAAACAUGCCUUAAAUAGUUCAUGUAAAUUGAGGGCCAAAUCAAACGAAAAAGAAAACGCAGUUUCUAACUCAGUUUUAAAAGAACAAGUUUUCAAAAAUUUAUCUUCCAAACAAGAAGACAGUUACAGUAAAAUGAAAAUAAAAAUGAACAAGAGAAGAAAACGCACUUUCAGGUGGAUAGCUCUGGUACAUUUCCUAUUCAUUGGAGUUGGUCCACAAAAAAAA